Molecule: messenger RNA, 867 nt
Organism: Lathyrus sativus (Indian pea)
Lineage: Eukaryota; Viridiplantae; Streptophyta; Magnoliopsida; Fabales; Fabaceae
Source: the annotation of a GenBank genome assembly
AUGGACAAACUAUCCCACAUGAUACAUGAUGCAGUGGAAAACAAUCAAUGGCAAUGCUUGAAGAUUGGAAGAGAUGGCCCUAAGGUGUCCCAUCUCAUGUUUGCCGACGACCUUAUUCUUCUUUGGUAUCGCUACAGACAAUCAAAUAAAUGUGGUUAUGGAUAUCCUUUCUUUAUUCUGCAGUGCUUCGGGCCAUCAUAUAAAUAUGGCAAGUGCAACAUUAUGUUUUCAAGGAAUACUCUGAUUGCUACUAGAAAAUUUAUCAUAGCCAAGUAUGGAUUUAGGGAGACCACCUCCCUUGGCACCUAUUUAAGAGUUCCUUUAUUUGGAAAGAGUCCUAAAUUUAAAGACUUUUGGUACCUUAUUGAGAAAGUUCAAACCAAGCUUGUGCACUGGAAAUGUAGUCAGCUUUCCUUUGCUGGUCGAGUCACUUUGGCUAAGGCAAUUAUUGAGGCUCUCCCCACAUAUACUAUGAUGUAUGUUCCGCUUCCAAAAGCUUAUGUUAACAAAAUCCAUCAGUGCCAACGGUCUUUUAUUUGGGGUGACACCAAUGAUAAGAAGCAGACGCAUUCAAUCUGUUGGAGUAUUAUUAACAAAGACAAGAAAGUUGAUGGUUUUGGCCUUAGGAAUUUAAACUUUAUGAAUAAAUCUUGUAUGGCCAAACUAGGUUGGAAACUAAAAUCUCAGGAUCAUCUUCUCUGGAGUCGUUUGCUGAAAAGUAAAUAUGUCGCGAGACAUCUCAAAUCUGGUGAUUUAAUUGCUAAACCUUCUAAUUCCUGUAUUAGGAAUUCGAUAGUGGAGCUUCGCCAUAAACUUGAUGAGUUGGCCUAUUGGAAAGUAGGUAAUGAAGCUAACCUUAAUAUCUGA